Messenger RNA from Dreissena polymorpha, 6124 nucleotides. Its product is annotated as coiled-coil domain-containing protein 13-like. Bases 117 to 2375 code for a protein of 752 amino acids. The record is from RefSeq and is a predicted model, not a curated record. The transcript has 18 exons. Gene Ontology annotation, cellular component: centriolar satellite. Lineage: Eukaryota; Metazoa; Mollusca; Bivalvia; Myida; Dreissenidae. Gene Ontology annotation, biological process: non-motile cilium assembly; cytoplasmic microtubule organization.
AACCAAUCAAAUGCGCGAAAAUUAUAAACAUCGGAACUACAUUGUUGUCGCAACAAAUUCCGGAAGCCGUGUUUUUAUAAUUUUUGGAAGGAUUUAGAAAAGGUUCAAAUGAAGUCAUGGCAACAGCCGAGGACAAUUUGCGGAACCAGUUUCAGCUCUUGCAGGACCAGCAACAACAAAAGUUGAUGCGAAGGAAGCAGAGAAAAGAGGAGCAACAACGAGCAAAAACAGCAUCUGUCAUAUCUAUCACCACCCCAACAAACAAUGCCUUUGGAGUUACAGAUAAUCUGGACCUUAAGCUUGCUCAGGCAUCACAGAAAAGUUUUCUAUCUGAGGAACUUGUAGACCAUCUUCAUGAACAAAUUCGGGAAUUGAAAGAUGAGAAUGGGCGAGUGUACAAACUACUCAGUGAACGGGACUUUGAGUUGAGGAACCUGAAGAAGAAAUGGGAGGAGGAGAAAGUAGCACUUGCAGCCACUGGAGGGCCAGUUACAAACGAGACUGCAGGAACCAAAAUAGUGGAGCUGUCAAAGCGGAUAAGAGAAAUGACUGCUGAGCUGGAGUCUGAGAAAACAAAGGGCAAACAACUCUCAAAGAAAUGUCAGCAGUUGCAACAACAGGUCAACUUGAUGUUUUUUCAGGUAGCAGAAUCAAAUAAGAACUCUGACAACAAGUCAAUAAGAGCUUCAACGAUCAGUCUUAGAUCAAGUAUGGAAGAAAAGACAGAAGACCCAAAUGAGAUCAAGGUGCUACAAGACAAGCUGCGACAGAUGGAGUCCAAGAUGAUAGACUACCGUAACAGCAACUCUACCCUCAAGCAGGAACUUCUAAAGGCCACAAAGGCUCUAGCCCAAGAGGUAGGAGAUGGGAUGAAUGUUCAGGCCUGCCUCAACUCAAGCAGCAACUGGCGGGGCCGGGCACAGACCAUACUGCAACUGCAACAAAAGAAUGAUGAGCUAAAGCAGGAGUUACAGCGACUGCAGGGUACCGGUGAUGGUAUAAACCUGGAAGCAGAGAUGCUGGGAACCAAGAAGCGCAGCAGUGCGGUGGACCGUCACAAGGAUCAGCUCAAGAAGCUGGACAAGGAGAAGAAGGAGGCUCAGGAGAAAAUGGCUGCUGAAAAAGAAGCCCUGGAGGAAGAAAAUUUUGCAUUAAAGCACAAACUGGAGGUGUCCAAAACAAGAAACCAGGUUCUAAGCAAUGAAAUCAAGUCACUAAAGAAGGAAGUCCCUCAACUCUUGCAAAAAAAUGAACAUGACAAUGAACUCAUUGAAGCUUUAAUGAGAGAGCAGACCAAGCUCCGCCAACAGCUCGACGAGGCCCAGAGGAGCCAGCACAACAUACGUCUGGAGCAGCAGAACAAACUGAACGAGAUCCAGGCCAAACAGCAGCACGAGAACAACGUGGUGGAGCAACUCAAGGUCAUUGUGUCCGACAGGGAGAUGAAGGUGAAGGUGCUGGAGAACGAGAUACAACAGCUGAAACUUGCGCACAUGCAAAGGGCACAGGCCAACCGGCUGUUCAACACCAGUCAGGAUGUGUCCCAGCUGCAAGGUGUCACACCGGUUCCCAUCCAGAACGUCACAAUUGACAGUCGACCUUCCACAGGGUUUGAGACCAUUGACCUUCAGUACCAGGUCGGGAAUGAGACACCACCAGAAUCCAGAAUCUCCCAUGUGAAUGGCAUGGAGAUGCCUGCCCCUCCGUCGCGCUCCAACACCCUAGGAGAUCUCCAUAAGCCUCCCUCCAGGGGCCAGUCUCGGGCCCAUUCCCGUAGUAACAGACCCCCGUCUGGAAACCGGCCUCCAUCAGCUGGCAGGUCUGCAGGGGACAGCAAGGGCAUGGACGCGCAGGCUAUGGCCCAGUUGCAGUACCAGUGCCAGGAGUACCGCACGGUCGCCCAGGUUGCUGAGGUCGAGAAGGACAAGCUGGCUGAACUCACUAAAGUGCUGCAGAAAAGGUGUGAUGAGGCCAAUAUGCGGCUGCAAGAUGUCCAGAGAGAGCUUGUGGAGCAGAGGAGACGCAAUGCCAUGUUGGAGAAGCAGAUCGGCAAGGUGAACAUUGCCAGCGCCUCUGCCUCUGCCACAAGAUCAGCUGGAGGUAUGUCUGCCAGGAAGAAGUCCAGUCUGACGGGCAGUGGAAGCAACAUGCCUGUGAUGCCUGAGGAGGAGGAACCCAGCAAAAUGUCCACGGAAGAGCUCAUUGUCAACCUUGAAAUACAGAGAGACGAGAACGAGGCUCUGAAAACUGCCCUGAAAACUACACUGAAGGCGAAAGAGGAAGAUAUGCGAGUGUACAGUGACACUAUUGAAGAAACUAAAAAGGUUUUCUUGCAGGCAUUAAGGCAAUACAAGCAGACUGUGCAUGGAACUUAGCUGUACUGGUAUAUCAAAAAUGUGCCUUUAAACCAUAAGGUAUUCAAUGAGUACAUGUAGAUGUAUGCAUGGUCUUGUAAAACCCUUUCCCCCGUAAGAAGCAAAGUGAAAAUGUCUUUUGAAACCAGCAUAAAACCAGAACAGUCUGCGAGUAACUCGCAGUCUGUUCAGGUUUUAUGCUGUUUGCUGCUCAUCAGUAUCUAAGGGUUGGAAAUAAAGCCUUAAAAAUUGGAAUCUAGUAAGAAAGGUCUCUAAUUAAAUAUUAUUUUCUGAGGGACUACAAAGGCGUGAAAAUAGGUAUCUAAGUGGUAAAGGGAUAAGUGCAAGAGAGCCAUAAGGGUUAUAAUCCACUGAGACCAGUACCAAUUAUAAAGCAUGGAUCAUGCAGGUGAUUUCUGUACAUUUGUAAUUCAAAGAAAUGCACUCAUACUAGAUAGGCAAAAAAUAGUUUUCUUGAAAUUAAGUCUACUCAGGGCUCUUGCUGGGUUGAAAUUUUUCUUUUGCCACCGGUUUUGCCAUUUUAAUUUAUUUCCCGCCAUGUAAAAAAAUAAGCUAUAUUGUAGCCAUUCUUAAAUCAUGCCAUUUGUUCAAAGAGUAUAGUUGAAAAUCCAUUUUUGCCACUUGUUUUCGCUAAUUGAAACAUGUUAUCGCCACUUUUCUUAAAUUUUCGCAUUUGGCGACAAUUGUGAAUGGUAGGGGGAGCCCUGCCUUCUCUAUUUGUAUAAUAUAAAUGUAACUAUUUAUUUGUGAAUUAGUCCUCCGCUUAGAAUUGAUACUAUGUAAGCAUAAUGUUGGUUGCUGUUUGUUCAAAAUUACACAAUGUGUUGUAAUCUUCAAAUUAAUGUUAUUUUAGUGUAAUAAGUUUUUGAAAAUAUCAACCUUGCUCUGAUCUUUGUGAAGGAAAGUAUUGCAAUACCAUAACAAACAAUAUAUUAUUCCAUAUCGGAAGUGAUUUAAAUUGAUUGAAGCCUACUUCACUUAUUACACAGUUAUGACCUCAUUAACCCUUCUCCACUCAGAAGCAAAGUGAAAAUGGCUAUGUGCAAACAACAUAAAACCAGAACAGCCAGCGAGUAACUCGCAUUCUGUUCAGGUUUUAUGCUGUUUGCUGCUCAUCAGUAUGUAAGGGUUGGAAAUGAAGCCUUUAAAACCUGAAUAUAGCAAGAAAGGUCUUAAGUUAUAUAUUUAACUUUCUAAGGGACUACAAAGGAAUAAAAAUAUGUAUCUAAGUGGGAAAGGGUUAAAGUUGUGCAAAAUCUGCACACGCAAAUACAGUACACAAUCCAUGGGUAAAAUGAAUGCUAAUGUAGUGUUUUUCCCAGGAGGGCAAAGGGGCAUGGCGCAUUACUUUCAAAAAGGGCAUUUUAGCGCGCAGUUUAGGCAAAAAAGGGCAAAAACGUUCCAUGUUAUUUGCUCCACGAAGCAGUUGUGGAUAAAAUUACAUAUAAACAAGCACAUUUAAUGGUAAUAGAUGUAUUUAACUUACUAUGAUUUAUAUUAAUAUAUUUACCUUGCAAUGAACAUUUAAGUUCCAUGCUGUUUCAAUAAACUGUACAGCACGACAAACAUAAUAAAGCAAUAUAUGCAUAUGAAUCUGAUUAUACACAGAUCCACUAACAUAUAAAUGAAACCAUGUUUGUCUUAUCCCAUUUUCUAACAAUAAUCUCGACAGAUGUUUAAAAUAACAUUGCGAGUAAAUUGAUCUCUAACAAUAUGCAAACACUCGUUUCCGUGACAUACAUCCACCGAGUAGAUUACAAAUAAAUAAAUUAUGUUGUUGCUAUCUAAAACAUUUUUAUGCAUCGUUGAUUAUGACAGACAUUUCAUUUAUUCCUUCUUAAUGUAUAAUCUCCAUCGUUAGUUCGAUCGUUUACAACGUUAUUUGCCAUUUUUGCCGAGUCACAAUUUAAUUCUGUAUAGUCCGCCAUGUUGAUAAAAUGUCAAAUGAUGUAAGCGACAGGUGCGCAUAGCAACGUUAAAUCGUAUACGCGAUUAGUAUUUUGUUAAAUUGGUAUACGUCUCGGUAAUUAUUUCAAUAAUUAGAUCUAAUUAUCUUAAAGACGAAAUCGAUAAAGAAUAAAUUUGUUUGUGAAUUUAAAAGUAAUUAUGCGUAAAAAAAUAUGUUUUGAUAUAACUGAAUAAUGCAUGCAAAGCACAAUUGCCACAAGAAUAACAUCGAGUUUUUCAUCAAAUGUCUCCGAAGUAAUGAUUAUAUCGUGGAGGAGUACACAUUGCCGAGCGAAAAGUGCGCUUGGUAUAACAUAGCCUCCGGCAUUAUCGAUUGAUACUGACACGGGGUUAUUCACGCAUGACUAAUUCACAGCUUUGGGGCAGCCAGUAAGACCUAAUCGAGCACUGUUAUAGAUUAAAUCUGCUCAAUUAAAUAUAGUCGAUUAGACGUUGACGCCUCUCGAGUAAAUCAAGCACAGUCGGAGCGUCACAGACAAUCAAGGAAGCUGAUUUUGCGGACCAAGUUAGAUCGUAAGGCAAAUUUCGCCUUUCGUGGCGAAAUUUGCCUUUGAAAAAAAGGGCGCGUGGCGAAAUUUGCCCUUAAAAAGGGCAGCGUGGCGAUCCGGGAGGGCGGCGUGGCUUUUCGCCACGCUAAAAUGGCCUGGGAAAAACACUACUAAUGGAGUCCAAGGUGCCAGGUUACCAGUUAUAAUCUCAAGCCAUAGCCAUAGUAAAAUAAGAUGAUUGUUUUACAUGAUGACUCUGCGUUAUCAAGCAUAGUGUGUAAUGCUAUGUAUACAUAGUACACAGGGAGGGAAUCAAAUGAAGGGCUUAAAUGUCUUAUUUCACAAAUUAUGUGCAUUUCUUUUGAAUUUAAUUGUGUGAUAUGAUAGAAGUGCUUUUCUAUUUGAUGUUUAAAUGGAUAUAGUUUAUGUGAGUGUCAUGGUUGCUUGGUUUUGCUAGUUACAAUAAAAUUGUAUAUGGUUUGAAUGCAGAAUAUUCUCAGUUAGGUUACUGAAGACUUAGUCCAUUUUGAUUUAUUACAAAUUAGGUGUGCUGUAAUUUUUUCACACACCAAUGUCAUGCCGAGCAAUACUUUUCUGUUCUUUAAACUACUGUCUUUAUUGAAUACCCUUUAUUACUGAAAAAUUAGAGAUUUGCUUUACCAACCAGUGAAAUACACGAUUACAGAUCAAACUUGUAUUUGUGAGUAUGUGCCGCACUAUUUCUUCCUGAAUUACCCUAACAUACAAGCAGUUUUCCCAUACUACUGUAACAUACUAGCAUGACUUUUUCUGCGUAUGAUGUGAUUAUACAGCUCAAAUAUUAUUUUAUUUUAGAUAGAAUAGUCAAGUCUCUAUUCAAUUAUUUGUAUGAUAAUAUGAUAUGUAUUUUUUAUCAUCUACUGCACCACACUUGACAUCAAUGUAUUUUCAGAAAUAAAGUGUGUUAAUGAAUAUAAUAAAAGGGGAAAAAUGGUAGUCGAGUAUGCAUUGGUCUCGUGGCUAUUGCUAUUUAGCAAUACACUUGAGGCAAAGUUCCGUGUAUAGUGCAUCACUGCACUAGCCUCUUUAGUAGAAAUACCGGUAUGCCUAAUCUUCAUAUAAUUUAAAAACUAAUCAAAACAAUACAAUGCACACAUUCCAAUAGUAUUCCUUUGUUAGAUAAUUGUGUCAUGUAAUGCAGAAAUGUCUGUCCGUCCAUCUGUAUUGUUUUAUUUGCACAUGUUAACUUGUUUGUUUUUAUUAAUUAUUUAUGUGAAUUAUUUCAAAUUUGAAAUAAAGUUAAAAAACUUCAAA